AUGACGAACAGUCAAGUACAUCAUAACAUUACAGUACCAACAACUGAAGAUGAAAUUUUCAAGUUUACCAAGUUUGAACUUUAUUACAUUGGUGCAUGGUUUUAUCCUGGUUCCAGUAAAUUUGCGGCAAACAUCCGAAUGAUGAUCAAUUUUUUCAUCAAUACCAUCAGCGUUCUGGCUCAAUAUAGCUAUGCGUACAUAAUUCGAAAGGAUUUGGUAGUUUUGUUGGAUUGCUGUUGUCCCGCCACGACAAUGGGAGUUACUUCGUUCAAAACGUGGAUCCUAUGGUGGCGAAAAAAUGAGCUAAAUGACAUUUUUGAGACAAUUAAAGAAGCCUUGAAACGAGAAAUUGAUGAGAAAGGAACAUGGUACACUAUCAUGCAAUUAAUUUACAAUUUUCAACAUUACGGAGAGUAUUUUGAGGUACAACUCCCUUUUAAAAGUUGGUGGCCCUUCAACUACAAACAAAGCCCGAUGUAUGAAAUAAUGUUCGUUUAUUCGUUUUACAGUGGAGUUGUUACGCAAAUUAUGAUUCCCGCGUGUGAUGGACUUUUUCUGGACAUUUAUUUGCAUAUCGGAACACUUUUUGACUUACUUUGUUACGACUUGGAAACCGUUUGUCAUGGAAUUUUCGUUGAUGACGAAGAUUUUUCUUCACUUCAAAAAUUUACGCCUGAACAAAAUCGUGCGAUUUACAAGAAACUCUCCCAAAUAAUGCAAAAACAUCAAUUUAUCUUUGAUUUAUGUGAUCGUGUCCUAAAAUUCUUUCGCGAGAUAAUUUUUUUGCAUAUCGCAUCGGCAAGUCUCAUCAUCUGCAUGAGUUUAAUGGACUUGAUAUUGUCGCCAGGCGUCAAAAAAAUGAUCUACAUCAACUAUAUUUCGGCAGCGGUAAUGCAAGUUUUCGUUUACGCCGUCGCUGGAAGUCAUUUGGAGGAAAAAUGCUUGUCUGUGGGCGAAAGUGCCUUUUUCAUGCCAUGGAACCGAAUGGAUGGCAAGACACGUGCUUUGGUCCAAAUGCUGAUUAUUCGAGGACAGAAACCGAAGAAAAUUGAAGCGCUCAUUGUGACAGCUUCGUUACCUUCGUUUACAUCGAUUAUGCAAGCAGCUGGAUCUUACGUGACUUUGCUACAAACAUUUAUUCAUUAA
This is a messenger RNA of Culicoides brevitarsis, 1146 nucleotides long. Its product is annotated as odorant receptor 22c-like. Gene Ontology annotation, biological process: detection of chemical stimulus involved in sensory perception of smell; sensory perception of smell. The record is from RefSeq and is a predicted model, not a curated record. The coding region runs from base 1 to 1146 and encodes 381 amino acids. Gene Ontology annotation, cellular component: plasma membrane. Gene Ontology annotation, molecular function: odorant binding; olfactory receptor activity. The transcript has 6 exons. Lineage: Eukaryota; Metazoa; Arthropoda; Insecta; Diptera; Ceratopogonidae.